UCUUCAGUGACAGACGAGAUCUCAUUCACUUCCUGCUUUUUCACGACGAGGAAAAGACUUCAUUGUUUCAGUUAUCUAAUCGGAGACCGGUCGUCGUGAAGUUAUUGUGAAUACCAUGUCUGGAAAAGUCACCCUGUACAUCAGCAGUGUUGUCUCUAACAUGGAGGUUCGUAAACAACAGCAGAGAAUAAAGGAUGUGCUGUCAGGAAAGAAAAUUGAGUUUGAUGAGGUGGAUGUCUCGGCAGACAGAGAAAAUCUCACCAGAAUGCGGGAAGUUGUUGGGGAUGACAAAGCGCUAGCUCCUCAGAUUGCCAACGGA
Molecule: messenger RNA, 319 nt
Organism: Aplysia californica (California sea hare)
Lineage: Eukaryota; Metazoa; Mollusca; Gastropoda; Aplysiida; Aplysiidae
Product: SH3 domain-binding glutamic acid-rich-like protein 3
Cellular component (GO): cytoplasm
Source: RefSeq, a predicted model, not a curated record